This is a messenger RNA of Pyrus x bretschneideri (Chinese white pear), 1286 nucleotides long. Its product is annotated as lactoylglutathione lyase GLX1-like. Gene Ontology annotation, molecular function: lactoylglutathione lyase activity; metal ion binding. Bases 55 to 1032 code for a protein of 325 amino acids. Gene Ontology annotation, cellular component: cytoplasm. Lineage: Eukaryota; Viridiplantae; Streptophyta; Magnoliopsida; Rosales; Rosaceae. The record is from RefSeq and is a predicted model, not a curated record. The transcript is spliced from 9 exons.
UGGAAUUAUCACAUACUUUCAUUCGAACCUUUUCCUUAUAGUCCAAGAAAAUAUAUGUACAUUUAUACAACAAUGGUGAUCAAGUCCGAGCAAUUGGUGUGUGGUAUUCUUCUGUUCCUCUCUUUGAUGGGAUCAAGUAUGGCAGCUCGGGCAGUACCCCAUGACGAUGUGUUAGAAUGGGUACAGAAAGAUAGUCGUCGUUUCCUGCGUGCUAAUAUCAGAGUUAGUGAUCUUGAUCGCACCAUUAAGUUUUACACAGAACUUUUUGGAUUGAAAGUAUUGAGUAGAAAAGAUUUCCCAGAAGAAAAAUACUCAAAUGCAAUCGUUGGGUUUGGACCUGAAGAAUCUCACUUUGUGAUAGGGCUCACAUGGCAUCACAACGCAACGGACAAGCUAGACAUCGGAACAGCCUUUAGUCACUUUGGAAUUGCAACUCAAGAUAUUUAUAACACGGUUGAAAAAGUUCGAGCCAGUGGCGGUGUGAUCACUCAUGAACCCGGGUCCCUCGUAGAAGGGGGUACCGUUUACGCCUUCAUGAACGAUCCUGACGGCUACAGUUUCGAGCUCCUCCAGAGGCCGCCAACUCCAGAACCACUUUCUCAUAUAUGUCUUAAUGUUAUUGAUAUAAAUCGGUCUAUUGAGUUCUACAACAAGUCCUUGGGCAUGAACCUACUACUAAAGUUUGACGUCCCUCAAGAGCAGUAUACCGUAGGUAUGGUGGGGUAUGGAUCCAAUCUCACUCAAACAGUUGUGAUCGAGUUGAAAUACAAUUAUAAUGUGACGGCAUAUAGGAGAGGAAAUGGUUACGCACAGGUUGCUAUUGGCACUGAUGACGUGUACAAGAGCGCAGCAGCUGCAAAACUGGUUAUCCAGGAAGUUGGAGGGAAAAUAAUAAGACCACCAGGUCCAAUCCCAAAAAUUCACACCAAGAUCACAGCAUUCCUUGAUACAGAUGGCUUUGAAACGGUGUUGGUAGACAAUGAAGACUACCUGAAAAGAAUCGAAGAAAGAGCGGUAAAGCAAAAUCCAUAGCAUUUGGUACUGCUCAUGUAUUUCUAGUUGAAUAAAGAAGCCCUGAUUCGAAUAUGUUUUCGUUCUACUUAUGUCCCUUUCUCCAAUUGUUUCUCUGCAUCCUUGUUAGGUUUUCUUUUAUUCGUUCUUUUCUGUUUCUAGGUUAACGAUUCAUUUUGCCUUACUGUAACUAAGCAAACUUUAUUUGUCCAAAUAAAAAAUAAUAAAAAUGAGCAAGCCUGUAUUCUGUUUGUACCUUGUAAGUUUUCCCUCCU